Messenger RNA from Argiope bruennichi, 3174 nucleotides. Its product is annotated as chondroitin sulfate N-acetylgalactosaminyltransferase 2-like. Gene Ontology annotation, cellular component: Golgi cisterna membrane. Lineage: Eukaryota; Metazoa; Arthropoda; Arachnida; Araneae; Araneidae. Gene Ontology annotation, molecular function: glucuronosyl-N-acetylgalactosaminyl-proteoglycan 4-beta-N-acetylgalactosaminyltransferase activity. The coding region runs from base 1414 to 3084 and encodes 556 amino acids. The transcript has 2 exons. The record is from RefSeq and is a predicted model, not a curated record.
CCUCCGCGCUUGUGCCGAUUCCGGGCGCACCCCCACUCUGCAAACGAUUUUGAAAGGAACUCUUUCUUUUCGUCGACGAACGAACGACGCCUGGCCAAUUCUCGCAGACUAUCCGUCAAUUUAGUUUUUUCUUUUUCGGAUUAUUUAUUUCGCUUUGAUUUUUAUUCUUUUUUUUUCUUUCAUGCAUUCUCUUUAGGAAUGACUUUGAAACUUAGUUGUGAUUCCUUUGCUUCGGAGAAUAAGGAUGUGUCACAGAUGAACUCCAAUCGUUUAAUGUUUUCUUGUCCACGAAGAGUUUGACAAAUGACUGUAGUAAUGGAGAACGUGCGUGCGCGAAGAAGUGCAAAUUUCGUAAACUUUGAUUUUGUGAGCGAUGGAAUAAUUUUCUACUUCGAAUAAAUGAACUGAAUUCGUUUUUAAAUAGGGAAAUAUUGCAACUUGUGACAUUAUUAAAUAUUUCAUACUUUCGUAGAAGAUCGCUGGGAUGGCUAUUAUUUUGAAUUUGGAUUAAAACGAAGAAAGCAUCUUCCCUGCUGUUGUGGAUCAAACAAGAAUUAAUAAGUAGCUGUAAUAGAUUGUUUGUAAUUAGAAUGUUUUAAUAUUUCAGCUACUUUAAUUUUUUUCUUCGUCAUCAUUUGCAUGUUUACUGUAAUACAGGAUUUUUGAAAGAUUCUAAGAUUUCUAUAAUCAUUAUUAAUCAUCGCAUCAAUAAACAAUAAAAGGAACAUUAAUUCUAACUUUUUUUAAAAUUGUCUUCAUAUUCUAAUAGUACUAAGAAUAAUAUUUCUCCUCCUCUUUCAGCGAUGUUAUUGAAAAGUUUUAGACUAAAUAUCUUCCAUGCUGUCUCAUACGAAUAUGAAUUAAUUAACUUAUUUAAUGUGAAAUAAUAAUCAAAAUUUCAAAUUCAGAUUUCAAAAUAUUAAAACUUCUGAAACUUUUUUAAAAUGUUCCAUGAACUUUUGCCAAAGCUCGAAGAAUAGAGAGUUCUUAAAUAGAAAAACUUUCGCUGCUGUUGUGAUAUUCUACAAUCUCUGUAUAUGGAUUAAUGACAUCAUAUGAUCUGCCAUUUUUUUUCUAAACUCUAACUGUCUAUUCUCUAUUUAUUAACGGACAGUUUUUUUGUUGAAAUGUGAAAGCGCUAAACAAGAAGCAUUUUCUAAAUAAAAUAAUGAGAAAUUAAUUAAACGCAUUGAAAUGCAAUGAAUUUUUGAAACAUUGAUAAAUGUUACAGUCGUACUGCUUCCUAUGGUAUGUCAGAAAACCGAUGAAAUGCAUUCAAUAUCUAAGAAAAAUAUCAAGUGUUAAUUUCGAUAAAUAGACAUCAACAGUACAGUGGCUGCAAUGUAGAACCAACAGGUAAAUGAAAAUAAAAGGCAUGUCAUAAAAUGAGAAGUUUCCCAACAAGUUAUUUCAAUGACUGUUCUCAGUGAUGGAAGCGGAUACACCAAAUACUGGAAAAGAAUGAGACUGGCUAGUAGAAUUGCGAUUAUACUCUUCUCAAUCUCUGUCGUAUCCGUUAUAUUGAUUGGACGAUGCGGACUCAGACUAGACGAAGAACUACGAGUAGAGAGUUCCGCAUCGGGACCUAUGUCUCCAGACACUGGCAUCGCGAUGUAUCAGAUGAGUAACAGCGAAGAUGAGAGUGAUGCCGCCAGGAGGAAAGAUGAUGAACAAAAAAUAGAAAUCCAGAGAUUGCAAAACGAAAUUACUGAACUCAAAAAGAAGUUGGAGACAUUUGAGAAACUCAGCGAGGAUAUUCAGCCCAUUCCAGUGAAAAGCGUUGCCUCUCAUAAUCUUCUUGGAGUCGAAGAAUGCAGUGAAUACAUUGAAAAGCAAAUAUCAUCCGCUGAGUUAAAGCAUGGCGUUCAACUGAACAAUGAAUAUGAAGUCAUACCUUUCUCUCAUUUUACUUUUAGCCGAGUUUACCCAGUUGAUCUGAGUCUUGGUAAGAGGGUUGUUGAGAAACCCAUUGGGUAUAGAAGAAAGGACCUUCUAGAAGUUUUUGUGAGAGCAUUAGAAAUUAUGAAUAAAGACAGACAAGGCAAGUUUCGAUAUGCUGUGGAUGACUUUGUGGAAGGUGUCUUCAGAAAUGAUCCAACCACCGGAACUCAAUAUUCUUUGUAUUUCAGAGAGAGAAACGCAUCCAGGACAUACAAAACGUUAACACUUAUAAGGCCUUUCGCUCCCAUUCAGCUGGUAAAUGAUAAAUCAGAAAGGACAGCAAAACGUCUUAUCAACAUCAUAUUGCCUCUUUCAGGAAGAAUAGACAAAUUCCGGAACUUCAUGGAUAAAUUUGUGAAAGUUGGCAUAAAACACGAUAAGCGUGUGUUUUUAACUGUGGUAUACUUCGGUUCGGAAGGUCUACUAGACGUACAACAAAUACUGACCAAAAUUUCAAAGGACACAAAAUUUCGGAAUUUUAAACUUUUGACUCUGAAUGAUACGUUUUCCAGAGGUAAAGGCCUCCAAGUUGGUGUCCAACACUGGACUAAAGGAGACGUUUUGCUUUUUAUGUGUGAUGUGGAUGUCAUAUUUUCCACCAAAUUCCUGGAACGAUGUCGUUUGAAUACAGAACCAGGCAAAAAAGUGUACUAUCCUAUAGUCUUCAGUCUCUUCAAUCCUUCCAUUGUUUAUUCUUUACAAGGAAAAGAAAUUCCAAGUGAGGCAGAGCAGCUGCUGAUUUCACGUGAUACUGGUUUUUGGAGGGAUUUCGGAUAUGGAAUGACUUGUCAGUACAGAAGUGACUUUUUAAAGGUAAAGGGGUUUGAUGAGGAAAUAGUAGGCUGGGGUGGAGAGGACGUCAUGUUGUACAGGAAGUAUGUUCGCAGUAAGCUGAUGGUUAUACGAUCAACGGAUCCAGGUAUCUUCCACCUAUGGCACGAAAAGAAAUGCGAUCCUGAAAUCUUAUCUGUGGACCAACAAAGAGCUUGUUUGAGAUCUAGAGCUUUAAGUGAAGCUUCUCAUGCUCAACUGGGUUUAUUAGCAUUCCGCGAAGAGCUGAAGAAAAGUGAAGAAAAAACUGUCCCACCAGCACCAGAAGUAAAUAACAGUGAAACUGGACAUAUCAGUGAAAAUCCCGUGUGAUUCAAUCAUUUACUGGCUAUUAUCUUUAAACCAGAGCUUGUGUUAAUAAAGCCUUUUUUUAACUCCAUAUAAAAUGUUUAUUAGCUUUCA